CUGAGGGAGGAACUCCGACAACAGAAAGUCAACCAGGAAACGAAGCUGCUAAACUGACCCGCCGCCCCGGUGUGAAGGCUAAACGGCGGUAUUAACGGCAGGAAUCACACCGAAUAAAAGCCCAGGACUUGUAUUUAAUAUUUAAGUUAAUACAAAGCGGCGACAUGGCUUCCCUUUUCAAGAAGAAGACUGUCGACGAUGUUAUCAAGGAACAGACUCGGGAGCUGCGAUCAACUCAGAGAGGGAUCGCCAGGGACAGAACAGCGCUGGAGAAACAAGAGAAACAAUUGGAGGCUGAGAUCAAGAAAAUGGCCAAGAGUGGAAACAAGGAGGCAUGUAAGAUUCUCGCCAAGCAGCUGGUCCAGGUGAGGAGGCAGAAGGGCCGCACAUACGCAGUCAGCUCCAAGGUCACCUCCAUGUCAACGCAGACAAGGCUCAUGAACUCACAAAUGAAGAUGGCCGGCGCCAUGUCCACCACAGCUAAGACAAUGCAAGCAGUGAACAAAAAGAUGGAUCCACAGAAGACCCUGAAGACCAUGCAGGACUUCCAGAAGGAGAACAUGAAGAUGGGCAUGACCGAGGACAUGAUCAACGACACUUUGGAUGAGAUCUUUGAGGAGUCUGGGGAUGAAGAGGAAUCUCAGGACAUUGUCAACCAGGUUCUUGAUGAGAUCGGCAUUGAGAUCUCAGGAAAGAUGGUGAGAGCUCCAGCUGCAGGAAAGAGCGUCCCCAGCGCCGCCAGCUCCAAACAGGCCACCAUCUCUGAUGACGAGAUCGAGAGGCAGCUCAAAGCUCUGGGAGUGGACUAAUUGUCUUCUCUGUAUUAAUGUUCACAUUACAAACAUGUGCAACAUUAAUACUGAUUGAUACAGACUCUUUUAGACACAUUGGUUUUCUCAUUGUUGAAAUGCUACAGGUGUAACAAAUGGUGCACACCAACACACACAUUAAGACAUUCAAAGGCAUGCAGGCAGACAUGUAUACUAACACGCAGAUAGUCACACAUUCUUUGGCAGGUUGCCUUACAGGUCAUGAGGGCAGAACAUCUGAUCUAUUUCUGCGAAAAAUAAUAUUUAUUAUGACACUGAAGUGGCGUAAAUAACAGAUGUUUGACCUUAAGAGCUCAGAACCACCUACGCUGUUGUUUACCACCCAUCUCUGUCUUUAUAAGGGCUACAGUAUAUGAGACCAUGGAACUGGCUUUUUCUCAUCUGAUGUUUUGGCCUAACUUUAGUUAUUCAUGUAAUAUAUCAGCUUUUGGCUGGCUGAAGAUGGAUGGUCCUUCUCCAGCAUGUUCUAAUGAGUAAAACAUGCUAAUUAAAAAGAGCUUAGGGGUCUUUGGUAACCAGAUGGAACUUGUAUUUUUCCUACUCACACCGUUUACGUGAUUCACUCCCUCUGAGGCAAACUAUCCUCUACUCCAUGUGCAUGUUUCAUAACUAUAUGCGUAAAAUAUUCCAGUGUGUCAGAAAUGGGACACAGUUACUUUACGGUGCAGGUGGAAAGGAAAAGGAGUGGUCAAGGAGCUCGUUAAUGAUCAUGUUUUUUAAAUCCUUCGGUACGCUAAUGUAGUUACAAGAGAUGAUGUAACUCAGACAAACAUGCAUGUGAAAUGUAUAAAUAACCAGGCCUUCACUUUACUUCAACAUAAUGCAUGAGAUUGGGAGACGGGUUGAUCUGAGGGCAAGCAUUUAAUUUGUGGGACUUCCUAAAAACAUGGGGUUUCACCCAGUUGGACGCAGUUCAGCAAACUAAUGUUCACACUUUAGAUGAUAACCUGCGAGCACCUUUGUAAGACUGCAGAACAAAAAUCCAGAAUAAUUUCAGUUUGAUGAAAAUUAGAAGCAGGACUGAGUGUCAAAGUAUGGGCUAAUUUUAUUUAUAAUGCUUGGAAAAUUAGACAAACUAGACUGAAUAAUACGUGCUACAAAUAUGAAGGCAUACAGAAUAUACAAUUCAUGGUGUCCUAUAGCCUGUAUAUUUGGUCUCAUACCUAUAUUGACUACAUGAAAACUGGCGAGACUCCCCAUGACCCAAUGUGAGCUUACAAUAACGUGCAUCAGGCAUGUGCGUCACAGAAGGUAACACGCCACCGCCGAAUGAAGCCCAAUGUUUUUAGGGAGUCCCUUUAAUUUGCACCACCGAAGAUGCUUUGCUGUACAGAUUGUGUGAGGAAACUGUACCAAACACAAUGAGGACUAAUGUAAGACUGGCAUAUCAAAGAGUUUUGAGUCAAUUGUUUGAUGCUACUGAGUAAUCAUUUAGGUUUUUCUUGGUUGAACUGAUUGUGUAUCUUAUAUCGGACAUGGGUUUUACAGUGAUUGUAGGAUGGCACUGUUCCUGCAGUCCCUCCUCUCUUUCAGCUGCUGUGCAGUUACUGUCAUAUGUUAUUUUAAACUGCCUCACUCACAAACACACACACGUACACACACACACUACAGCAACAAAUUGAUGGAAGUGUUUGCUAAAAUUACACUGUGAUCCAAGAGAUGUUUUCUCUUCAGAGCUGAAGCUGGCUCUUAUAUACAGUGAUUUGUCAAUGUCAGCCGGCUUCGUAAGAGCGACAGGGAUAUAUUAAGUCAUAUUAAGUCUUUGUCUUUCUCUCUGGCCUUUUGUUCCCCACAUUUAUUCCUGUUGCCAAAACAGAGUGAAUAUGUUUUCAUUCUUGCAUGUAUCUAACAAAACACAGUCCAGUGAAUUUCCCUAAAUCAUCCUUUCCUUUACCUUUUAACAGUCUGUCGUGAUAGUCAGUGGAAACAAUGCUUUAACAGAUUUCGGCAUUGUUUGAGUGCAGUUCCAUAAUAAGGAAAUUUCCACACUUUUUAAAAGGUGUACGUAUACUCGUCUUUAUUUGUUUAGUCAUUGUAAAGUGACUCUGUAAAGGGUUUAAGGCUUUUAUAAUGAAUAAAGUUUCUUCAGGUA
Epinephelus moara (kelp grouper) is the source of this 2922-nucleotide messenger RNA. RefSeq names its product charged multivesicular body protein 2Ba (gene chmp2ba). Gene Ontology annotation, cellular component: ESCRT III complex; multivesicular body. Gene Ontology annotation, biological process: late endosome to vacuole transport; protein transport; endosome transport via multivesicular body sorting pathway. The coding region runs from base 165 to 809 and encodes 214 amino acids. NCBI's taxonomy places the organism in Eukaryota, Metazoa, Chordata, Actinopteri, Perciformes, Serranidae. The transcript has 6 exons. The record is from RefSeq and is a predicted model, not a curated record.